CCGCCCCUCCGAGCCCGGCGGGAGAAACCCACUUGCGCCACUCGGUGACCCACCAGAAUGUCCAAACCGUCGCUCAGACUCCGCCGUGUGCCAACGCAGGGUUGGGGCAGCACGCCUGGGAUUGCUCCGCUGCUGCCGCUGCUGCUGUUGCUGCUGCCACUCCAGGCUGGGGCCAACUGCCCGUGCCAGGAUCCAGCGCUGUGCCAACCCAUCCGCAAGCACCCCAACUUCGAGGUCUUUGUGUUUGACGUUGGUGGCAAAACUUGGAAAUCUUAUGACUGGUCACAGAUUACAACUGUGGCACUUUUUGGAAAAUAUGACUCAGAACUUAUGUGCUAUGCUCAUGCAAAAGGAGCCAGAGUAGUGCUGAAAGGAGAUGUAUCCUUAAAGGAUAUCAUUGAUCCUAAUUUCAGAGCAUCCUGGAUAGCUCAACAAGUUAACUUGGCCAAAACACAAUAUAUGGAUGGAAUUAAUAUAGACAUAGAGCAAGAAGUUAAUUAUUCAACACCUGAAUAUGAUGCACUGACUGCUUUAGUCCAAGAAACUGCAGAUGCUUUCCAUCAUGAAAUUGAGGGAUCACAGGUAACCUUUGAUGUAGCUUGGUCUCCAAAGUGCAUAGACAGAAGGUGCUAUAAUUAUACUGGAAUUGCAGAUGCUUGUGACUUUCUCUUUGUGAUGUCUUAUGAUGAACAAAGUCAGGUCUGGUCAGAAUGUAUGGCAGCAGCCAAUGCUCCCUGUAAUCAGACAUUAACUGCAUAUGAUGACUACAUCAAGAUGGGCAUUAACCCCAAGAAACUUGUAAUGGGUCUUCCCUGGUAUGGUUAUGAUUAUACCUGCCUGACUCUAUCAGAGGAUCACGUUUGCACCAUUGCAAAAGUCCCUUUCCGGGGAGCUCCUUGUAGUGAUGCGGCAGGACGUCAGGUGCCCUAUAAAGUAAUUAUGAAGCAAGUAAACAGUUCUAUUUCUGGAAUCCUGUGGGAUGAAAAUCAAAAGUCUCCAUAUUAUAACUAUAAAGACUCUGCUGGCCGUUUUCAUCAAGUGUGGUAUGAUAACCCGAAGAGCAUUUCUUUAAAGGCAACAUAUACACAAACCCGUGGCUUACGGGGCAUUGGCAUGUGGAAUGCUAACUGCCUAGACUACUCUGAAGAUGCUAUAGCCAAACAGCAAACUGAAGAAAUGUGGAAAGUCUUAAAACCGAAGCUGUGACGUAUGUGAACAUCUUUUGUCAAACUUAAGAUUUAGAAAAUGAUCUAUGUAAACAGAUCUGGUUUCUUGAAGAGACAAAAGAAUUUAUGUUUUUGUCAUGUACCUAUAUAUGUUACUUAUCAGUAUAAUUAAAAACAGACAAAGAAUAAAGAGAUAUUUUCAUUGUUUAUAUUUGAAGAUGUAUAGAUAUCUUAAUUAUCCAGCAACAUAAAGGUAAGAAGUCAACAUCCUAUAUUAAUUAUUCCUCUAUAAGAUGCUUUAAUACUAUAAUUAGGAACUACUGCUUUCAAAAUUUUAUUAUGCUAUUUUCCCCUUAAUAUUAACAUGUAUGCUUACAAAUAAAUGCUAAUUUUUAAAUAUGUGUAAUUUGAAGUGAAAAUAUUUGCUUAGAAUAGAUUUUUUAAAACCUAGUCUUUGAGAAGCAGUUUACUUUGUACUUUUUUUCAAUAAAUCUAAACUUAAACCCUGCAAUUCAUUCUCCUCUUUAGGUUCAUCACACUGCUGUAAAUAGUUUUCCUGACUCCAUAUGAUACUCAUGCUCUCUGAGGCAUAUGAGUUAAACUCAAACCUCUGGAGAGAGAGGGGAAGGAAUAUAAAAGAUUAAAAUGCAAAGUACAAGAAGAUAAUUUAGUAAUAUUUUUAAUUAAUAGGUUAGAGCUACCUAUUAUUUUCCGACUAGAUUUUUACAUGUAGUUAUGGAUGACAUUUUUUAUGUGUGGGUAUAUCUGAUAUAGGAUAUCAGAUACAAUAGGAAAAGCUUGCUGUUGAACCUGAUUCUACCCUUUGUCACAUACCCUUCAUCUGUUGUCAUUUACCCUUCCAAUUACUAAUAUUCCUUCACUUAUGGGCAUCUAUACUUUACUUCUUGGCUAGUUUUCUUUUCAUGGUUAAAUUUUUAUUUUUAUGUAUCUGCAUUUUACUUUAAAUUAUCUAAAGAUCCUGUUUUCUCAAACAGUUCCUCUUUCGAAAAGAGAUAUUUUGUGCAAAGAACCUUUAUAAAUGUUCUUUAUCUCAAGGCAAUUAAGAAGAACAUUGUGUGCACUUUACUAGUUCCUUUAAAUACUUAGACUAAAAGUCUGUAUCCUUGAACUCUGGACUUACACAAAUCCUGCAUUCCCUGCACAUUUUCCCCUCUAAACUGAAAUAAAUGAUGACUCAGUCAUCUGUUAUGAGAGUAUUCCAUCUCCUACUUACACAGUUAUUAUGGCAGAGGAACAACAACCACUUUCCAUACAAUUUGCUGAAUUUUUAGUGUCUUUAUAUAAAUUACUAAAAAAUUUAAAUUCUUAGAUACUAAACUGUCAUAACUCUGAAUGCAAGUUCAAUAUCCUUAUUCUUUUGUAUUUCCAGAUUGCUUUUAAUUAAAGUGCAAUGAGUACAUUAAACAGUACCUAUUUAUAUGCAAAUAUAUUCCUAUUUAUUAAGAAUAUGAUUUAAAUCAUAUUUACAGUCAUAUUAGCUACAUUUAAGAUCAUUUAACAAUAACCAAAUGGACACCAUUUUACUUUUAUAUAUCUGUUUCCUGAAAUCCUUUUUAUUACCAAAGGAUUUGGUGAAAAAUAUAAACUUUAUGAUUUACAUAAAAUAUUGCCAUGGAGAACAAAUGUCAAACAAAUCUGAUCAAAUAAAUAUUUAAUAUUUUACAUACCUAAUUGAAGUUGUAAAGAUGUAUUAAUAUUUUUCUGUGUCAGUGCAGCUUUCAGUGUGGAUACAUCUGAAAUUGCUUGUUUUCUCAUCUAUAAAAUGAAUUAUUUUUCAUAAAUGAACUUCAUUUUACCCAUCUUAAAUUACAUAAUUGUCAUCUGAAUGAAGGUUUUUUUGUAACUGUUUUAACUGUCUUCUUUCAUUUCCCUUUAAUGCCUUCACUUGCACUGAAUUACUAGGUUAAACUUAUAAAUCAAAAGUCCUGCUUAUUUACUGCUGGGUAGCCUAUCAAAUAAUUUUACUUAAUAACAUAGUCAUAAUAAAAUUAAACUGUUCUAAAAAACCUAAAGUGAAACAAUUUUUUAUCUUUUGCUAAAGCUUCAAACCUUGUUCUAAAGUGAAAAGGAAUAGUUAAAAAAACCAUAAUUACAAAAAACCUUAAUUCCUAGCCCUGAGAAACCAAAGUUAAGAAACAUAAUACAGUAGUGUUAUUCCACUCUUCUAAGUGAAUUAAUCUCCUUGAUUUUACCAAAAAUGUUAUUGAGACCGAUACUACUACUUAUCCCCUUUUUACAGUUGAGCAAACUGAGAUGCCUAGAAGUUAAGUAACUCACUCCAGGUAUAAAACUAGUAAGUGGCACAGCCAGGAUUUAAACUCAAACCAGUCUGGUGCCACAGCCCUUACUAUUCCAUGUAUUGUCUGUGGACCAAAGCAUUCAUAUCACCUCGGAGCUUCUUAGGAAUGACGACUCUCAGGCUUCACCCCAGGACUGUUAAGUCAGACACAGGUGAUUUCACAUUGAACUUCGAGAAGCACUGCUUAUGCUAUACCAACUUGAAUAUGGUUGCAACAGACUCUGGCUAGGUUUCUUGCCCCUCAGUUCUGACUCUUAUAGGUAAGUUUGAAGUAAAUUAUUCCAAAUAUAAUAAUAAAUAAUAAUGAUGUCUACUAUGUGCCAAUUAGACACUAUGGUUAAAUGUAGAAUUUUCCCCCCAAUCUGUAUGCUGAAAACUGUUCUCUUUUUCCUAUUAGUCUUUCCUCUUUUUUGUGCUAGAAAUUCUGAUAUGGGUUAAAACCAUUCAUAAGUGAUAUUUAUAAGGUUAAAAUAUACAAAGAUGCUAAGAUCUAAUGUGUAUCCUUUCCAAAA
This is a messenger RNA of Phyllostomus discolor (pale spear-nosed bat), 3998 nucleotides long. It is a transcript of the gene CTBS, whose product is annotated as chitobiase. The record is from RefSeq and is a predicted model, not a curated record. Lineage: Eukaryota; Metazoa; Chordata; Mammalia; Chiroptera; Phyllostomidae. The transcript has 7 exons. The coding region runs from base 58 to 1206 and encodes 382 amino acids. Gene Ontology annotation, cellular component: extracellular region. Gene Ontology annotation, biological process: chitin catabolic process; carbohydrate metabolic process. Gene Ontology annotation, molecular function: chitin binding; chitinase activity.